UUUCAAAAAUAAACUCACUGGAUUCCAUCCAUCAUUUAAAUCAAAUCGGUAUAAUCUGUGUUUCGAUUUUAAAUUAAUUCCCAAUUGCGAAUUUAAUUAAACAGAAUCCGGCCAUGUUCUUCCAUUCUCCUACACGAACGCAUAUAGAUACGACUAUACAGCGGUGAUAUCUAUAUUAUUUCUGGCGAAUUUCGACGGGUGAGUGCAGCGGCCGCCUCGCAGAUCUGAGUUUUUUUUAGGAUUCCGGAAUAGUCAAAUCCCAGUGCGCCUUAAGAAAGGCUGUUAACAGGUGAAGCUAAGUACUGAGAAAUGGAAGAUCUGGCAAGUUUUUGGGGCCCUGUGACAUCCACACAUGAGUGGUGUGAACUGAAUUACGCCCACUCUUCCUAUAUUGCCGAAUUUUUCAACACCAUAUCUAACGUCCCAUGCAUCAUCCUAGCGCUCAUUGGUCUUGUUACUGCACUGAGACAGCGAUUUGAGAAAAGGUUCAGCGUCCUUCACUUAUCAAAUAUGAUACUUGCCAUUGGCAGCAUGCUCUAUCAUGCCACACUGCAGCGACUGCAGCAGCAAGGGGAUGAAACACCUAUGGUGUGGGAAAUGCUCCUUUACAUCUACAUUCUCUACUCUCCCGACUGGCAUUAUCGAAGUACAAUGCCCACAUUUUUGUUUCUGUAUGGCGCAGUAUUUGCAGUUGCACACUCACAAGUUCGCUUCGACAUUGGUUUCAAGGUGCACUACGCAUUGCUUUGUCUCCUUUGCAUUCCCAGGAUGUACAAGUAUUACAUUCACACAGAAGAAAAAGCUGCUAAGCAGUUGGCAAAGCUGUACGUGGCCUCUCUUGUGAUGGCAACUAUCUGCUGGCUAGUCGACCUUCUCCUGUGCAAGCAUGUUUCGCUGUGGCACUUCAAUCCACAGGGUCAUGCCUGGUGGCAUGUUUUAAUGGGUUUCAACUCAUACUUCGCCAACACAUUUUUGAUGUUCUGCCGAGCUCAACAGCGAGGGUGGGAUCCAAAAGUAGAGCGCUUUUUGGGUAUGCUCCCUUACGUGAAGAUUCAAAAACCGAAAGCCCAGUAGCAGAUGAGAUGAAUAUUACUUGUGAGAAAGUGCGAACAUUUUACGUGCUGGUUGGCAAAGCUGAGUCAUUUUUUUGCUCCUUUUGUUUUGAAACAUGUAUGUAAAUGAUAGCUGGGAGUAACUUAGGUUGCUUGGUAUUUGAAUUUUUACUGUAAAAUUAGAAUUUUGCGAGGUAGAAAUUUUUUAGACUUCCCACUCUAGCCACCAAGUAGAUCUCAUUUAUUAUUGAGUUGUCAAUGUUUUCGAUAUGUCAUGUGUGGUGACUAAUUUCACGUAUUAUUCGUAAACAUAUCUUUUUCAACAAAAA
Molecule: messenger RNA, 1381 nt
Organism: Salvia splendens (bonfire salvia)
Lineage: Eukaryota; Viridiplantae; Streptophyta; Magnoliopsida; Lamiales; Lamiaceae
Product: alkaline ceramidase
Exons: 3
Coding region: 310-1074 (254 amino acids)
Biological process (GO): ceramide metabolic process; response to salt stress; autophagy
Cellular component (GO): membrane
Molecular function (GO): hydrolase activity, acting on carbon-nitrogen (but not peptide) bonds, in linear amides
Source: RefSeq, a predicted model, not a curated record